UGAAAGCGCAGCAAGUUGUUUAGUUUGCUGUUGUGUAACCAAAGUAACGCCAAUAAAGCGUUGCAGACACAUUUCACGCGGUAAAUGAUCGGACGCGUGUUAGCAUUUAGAAGUUAUCUACAGUUAGAGCGAGAUUAGCUUCUCCAGCAAGCGAACAUUAGCUUGUGUUUUUUUAUUUAGGCUUCAGCGUUGGGGUAACGUUAGCAGCUAGGCGCUAACCUAACGUUAAUGUGGUUGAUGUUAGCUGAAUAAAACGCGUUACCAGCUCUUGAGUUUACAAGUAAUGGAUCGACCAUCAAGGAAGACAAAGGUUGUGAAUUAUAAUGAAAACAAGGACUUCGAUGAUGAUGAGGAUUUUGCCUGUGUGAAGGCACCACCCAGCAAAAAGGCCAGGGAGGAUGUGAAACAGCAGCACAAGAAAUCGUCGAGCAACUCCUCCAGUCAAGAGUCCAACUCGCAAUCCACAGCAAGCCAGAAGAGCAGAAGACCAUUGGACGAGAGGCUGCAUGAAAGAGAUCUAGAAGCAGCCAUUACGCUGUCCCUGCUCAACAAUGCAGAUGGGAUAAAGGGCCAGUCUGCCACAAGUAGAGGAGAUUUAAAGAGUGAAGUUCUGGUAGAUGAAAACACAGAUCCAGCUUCUUUGCACCGAUCCAACUGCAGUGUGGAUAGUGCAAUUCUGGGCUUGGAUGAAAUCACAUCGGAAAAAGAGUCACUUUUGAGACAGAAAAAGGCUGCUGCUAAAACCACUGUGGAGCCGCGUAAGAAGUUUACAGAUGAAGAUGAAGACUAUGAGCCCAAAUUGACACCAGGCUCAGAGAGCGAUGAAGAUUUCAGUGAACCCGCUGAGAGUGAAGAUGAGGAAUUCACAGUGAAGAAAGUCAGCAAAACAAAAAAGAAGGAUAAAGUAAUCAAGAAUGAGAAGACCAAAAAGCCUCCUGCCUCUAAAAAAGAAAAGCCAGCAUCGAAGCCAUCAAAGUCCAGAUCACAGGCAGCAGCAGCUUCCACACCGAUGAGAAGUCCUCCAACAGCCAAACUUCCACCCAAAAGACCUGCUUCAUCCUCCACAGUUUCCACAUCGAAACCUGCAUUCUCUCUGAGCCCAACAGGGGGCAGAAUACCAAAGUGGACCCCUCCAGGUCAACUUGGUAAAAGUUCCACUUCAGCCCAGCAGAGUCCAGCAGUGAAGUCUCCGGGUCAGGGUCUACGGCUGGGACUGUCCCGCCUUGUCCGAGUCAAACCUCUUCACCCCAGCGUUGCGAGUCACUGACGGAGUGAUCACCAGUCUGUUGUUCUUUUAGCUUUAAGCUUAUUUUAAAAAGUAAAUAUUCAUUUAGAUAUUCCUCGAUUUGUGCUGCAAGGAGAGGAUUAGCGAAUGAUCACAUUUCUGUUAAUGAUUCUCACAACGUCCCAGCUCUUUACAAUCUGGGUUGUAUUUUCACACCGUGCUCUCAACUUAACGACUCACUCCUCGAGUUAUUAUUUCACCAUAUGUGGUAAAAAAGGGUCAUGAAACGGUGGUCUACUUUGUUGACUCUGGUGACAAACAUAAUAGAUUGCUGCCAUUAUCACAUCAUUAUCAGUACAGCUAUGGUGUCUGAAGUUUCAGAUUUUUUUGAUUCCUCCCAUUGGAGUUUACGUCUCACAUUCAGUCUGAAACAAAUGUUUGAAUUGAAUUUUUUAACUAGUCUCAUAAUUUUCUCCCCUUUUUCCUAUCA
This is a messenger RNA of Chelmon rostratus (copperband butterflyfish), 1715 nucleotides long. RefSeq names its product RAD51 associated protein 1 (gene rad51ap1). Gene Ontology annotation, biological process: double-strand break repair via homologous recombination; interstrand cross-link repair. Lineage: Eukaryota; Metazoa; Chordata; Actinopteri; Chaetodontiformes; Chaetodontidae. The record is from RefSeq and is a predicted model, not a curated record. The transcript has 9 exons. The coding region runs from base 284 to 1267 and encodes 327 amino acids. Gene Ontology annotation, molecular function: single-stranded DNA binding; double-stranded DNA binding.